GAUGGCGGCGGCUGCGGUAGCGGCCGCGGCCUUGAGGCGCUGUGGAGCUGCUGCUGCGGCCGCGGGGCUGCGUAGGCGGCUCUGUCUUAUGAUGAAGAAUCCAUACCCUAUUGAGAAACAUCUACAUCAAUUUGUGCAGAGACCUCUUUUCCCACUACCUACAGCCUUAUGUAACAAAGUGAGAUACAUGUUUAUUCAAACACAAGAUACUCCAAAUCCCAACAGUUUAAAGUUUAUACCAGGAAAACCAGUUCUUGAGACAAGGACCAUGGAUUUUCCGAACCCAGCUACAGCGUUUCAAUCCCCUCUGGCUAGGCAGUUAUUUAGGAUUGAAGGUGUAAAAAGUGUCUUUUUUGGACCAGAUUUUAUCACUAUCACAAAGGAAAAUGAAGAAUUAGACUGGAAUUUACUGAAACCAGAUAUUUAUGCAACAAUCAUGGACUUCUAUGCAUCUGGCUUACCCAUAGUAACCGAGGAAGCACCUUCAGGAGAAGCAGGAUCUGAAGAAGAUGAUGAAGUUGUGGCAAUGAUUAAGGAAUUGUUAGAUACUAGAAUACGGCCGACUGUGCAGGAAGAUGGAGGAGAUGUUAUCUAUAAAGGCUUUGAAGAUGGCAUUGUACAGCUGAAACUCCAAGGUUCUUGUACGAGCUGCCCAAGUUCAAUCAUUACUCUGAAAAAUGGAAUUCAGAACAUGCUGCAGUUUUAUAUUCCAGAGGUAGAAGGUGUAGAACAGGUUAUGGAUGAUGAAUCAGAUGAAAAAGAAGCAAACUCACCCUAAAAUAAUAUGGAUUUUCUUUGGGCACAAAAGUUGGACUUGUUGACACUAUAUACUAAGCUUUUAUUAUUAAUAUGCUAAGGAACUUGAGGAUUAAUAAAAUAUACCCUUUCUUCAGAGAAUGAUAUAUAAA
This is a messenger RNA of Otolemur garnettii (small-eared galago), 908 nucleotides long. RefSeq names its product NFU1 iron-sulfur cluster scaffold (gene NFU1). Lineage: Eukaryota; Metazoa; Chordata; Mammalia; Primates; Galagidae. Gene Ontology annotation, biological process: iron-sulfur cluster assembly. Gene Ontology annotation, cellular component: mitochondrion. The transcript is spliced from 8 exons. The record is from RefSeq and is a predicted model, not a curated record. The coding region runs from base 2 to 778 and encodes 258 amino acids. Gene Ontology annotation, molecular function: iron-sulfur cluster binding; iron ion binding.